CCUCAGAGCACACGUGUGUCCUUAACUCCUGUUAUAACCUUUGUCCUUCAACUUUCCCUGCUCCGAAGACCUUUAACCAGGUGCGACAACUGUAAAAAAAUAAUAGGCGAGGUUAAUUGUUGCGUCGCAUUGUUGUGUUUGUGUCGGUGACCCGGGUGUGUUAGUGCGAGAGAUAGGUAUGGUAGGCACUGAGAGUUAGUGCUAACAUGGGGUUAGUGCGGGUGGUUAGUGUGUUAACCCUGGUGUUACUUGCUCAGGAGGCUUGGACCUGGGGAAAAAGAGACAAGUUGACGGGCGACUCCCGCACGCUGUACCCUGGGGUGUCCAACGUCGCGGCGCGGGCGGAGGUGACCGCCAACGCGACGUGCGGCGAGCGUGGCCCGGAGGUCUACUGUCGCCGGAGCCUGAGGGGCGGCAGCGGCUGUGGCGUAUGCGACUCCCGCAGUCCCGACCCCAGCAAGCGCCAUCCCCCCAGGCACAUCGUGGACGGCGCCUCCGACACCUGGUGGCAGAGUCCCUCCCUCGCCACCGGGGCGGAGUUCGAGUGGGUCACCGUCACUCUGGAUCUUAAACAGGAGUACCAAGUGCAGUAUGUGAUCGUGAAGGCUGGCCCUUCCCCACGUCCAGGGUCCUGGGUGCUGGAGAAGUCAAGAGAUGGUGAGGUGUGGAGUCCCUGGCAGUACUUCGCCCCCUCGGACGAGGAGUGUUGGACACGCCAUGGAGUGCGACCAGCACCUCACAACACCGAUCUGCAGACGGACUCUGAUGUCAUCUGCACCUCCUACUUCUCCACCAAGCCUAAGCCGUUUGAAAAUGGCGAGAUCCACGUGUCGCUGGUGAGAGGCCGUCCAGGUGCGAACUCUUCCAGUGAGGAGCUCCUGAGGUUUACAAGAGCUCGCUACAUCCGGCUGAGACUGCAAGGCCUCAUAGCUCCUACCUCCAAGGACCGUUUCUUCAAGAAUGUUGACUUUCCCAAGAAGAUGUUUUACACCAUAAAAGACGUCACUGUGGGAGGCCAGUGCAUCUGUAAUGGACAUGCAUCUGAGUGCAGAUUCAGUUCAUCUAGUGGGGAGUCGGAGUGUGAAUGCAGCCAUAACACUUGUGGUCCUCACUGCGACCGCUGCUGUCCACUGUACCACCAGGAGCCGUGGCGACCGGGCAGUGUGUGUCAUCAGUGUCAGUGCUUCGGACACUCCUCGUCCUGCCAUUAUGAUCCAGCUGUUGCUGCAGCUCGGCUCAGCCUCAACAUGUACGGAGUCUUCUCUGGCGGCGGAGUGUGCAACAACUGCUCGAAACACACGACGGGCGUGAACUGUGAGCAGUGUGAGGCUGGCUGGUACCGGCCGCUGGGUGUGAGACCGGACGCAGCAGAGCCUUGUCUGCCAUGUAACUGUCACAGACAGGGCUCCAGCGGCCUGUGUGCUAGGGACGACUCCCAGGGAAAGCCAGCAGGCACUUGCGAGUGUCUUGUGGGUUUUACUGGAGCUAAGUGUGACUCCUGCGCGGUCGGCUUCCACAACUUCCCCAACUGUGAGCCUUGCCCUUGCGACCCGGACGGCUCUCUAGCCACUCACAACUGCGGCAGCACCUGCCAAUGCAAGACCAAUGUGGAAGGUGACCGGUGUGAGAGAUGCAAGCCAGGCUACUUUUUCUUGGACAGAGACAAUCCGGAUGGCUGUACAGAGUGUUACUGUUCUGGAGUCACCCACUCUUGUGUGGAGGCCUCAGGGUAUAGGCUACAUGAGGUGAACACCCUGGCCAACUGGCUGAUUAGUGACUUAAACGUGAGCCGGACAGUUCUGCCCUCACUGGACCCAGACACAGGGCUGCUGUCUGUGGGUAACUACGAGCUGCCCGACCUGGAGAGCUACUAUUGGCUGGCGCCCGGGGAGUACCUCGGCAACAAGCUGACCAGCUACGGAGCCACACUAACCUUCCGGGUCAGCUGGGUCGUCAUGCGAGGCGACACUAGCGGCAAACCCACCAUGGGUCCUGAUAUUGUACUGGUGGGAGAGAAUGGGGUACAUCUGGGGUACGGAGAGAGCUGGUAUCAUCAGAACAACAUGAGUGUGACAGUGCAACUGGUAGAAACUGGCUGGUACCAGCUGGAGGGAGGACCAGCCACCAGACAGCUGAUACUGAGUGUACUGGCCAAUGUCAAGUAUCUGAUGCUGAGGGCAAAGUUCCACACUGACCAAGUAGAGGGGAGUCUGGCGUUUGCCUCGCUUGAGACAGGUGUGAAGGGACUGAGUGUAGGAGGGACUGCCGUGGGCUACCUAGAGCAGUGCCACUGUCCACUCGGUUACGCAGGGCUGUCCUGUGAAGACUGUGACUUUGGCUUUGCUAGGAUACUACCGGACGGUUCCAACGCACGCCAACACGCUGUCUGCUCCAAGUGUAACUGCCACGGACACGCAGCCUCAUGUGAUCCGGUCACAGGCCAGUGUGGGGAGUGUGUACACAACACCGUAGGUGCCAACUGUGAGAGCUGUGCAGCGGGUUACUACGGAGACGCUACUCGCCAGACACCCCAGGACUGUCGCCCUUGCUCCUGUCCCCUCACUACCCCUGGCAACAACUUCAGCCCCUCGUGUCACGCUGAGGGAGAUGACCAUGUGUGUACUCAGUGCCCCGAGGGAUACCAAGGCCGUCACUGUCAAGAGUGUGCCCCUGGGUACUUUGGCAGCCCGACUACGCCCGGCUCCAGCUGUCAGCCGUGUGAUUGUGACGACAGUCCGUGUGACCCUCUGACUGGGCAAUGUGUCAGUUGCCGAGGAAACACCGAGGGGUGGCGAUGUGAGAAAUGCAAGGCUCUACACUACGGCGACCCUUCACUGCACGACUGUAAACCCUGCGAAUGCAAUGAGAUUGGAUCGCUAGAUGAAGAGUGUGAUCCCGAGAACGGACAAUGCGAAUGUAAGGAAAGAUUCACUGGAAGGAGCUGUGACCAAUGUCUUCCUGGGCUGGGCAACGUGACUGCAGGUUGUGUACCGUGCCAGUGUGCCGGUGAUGGUGUCGCCAGUGAAAUGUGCGACCCAGUCACUGGCGCUUGUCCCUGCCUGCCUGGUGUCCAGGGUCCGAUGUGUCACCACUGCCUUCCUCAACACUACGGCUUCUCUUACUCUGGAUGCGCCAGUUGUGGAUGCAACAGUUUAGGCUCGGAGAGUCCAGACUGUGACAUAGACACAGGUCAGUGUCUGUGCAAGGCCAACGUCGCGGGUCGAGCCUGUGACACUUGUCAGGCUGGAUGGUGGGGCCUACAUGAGACUGGGUUUUGUUCUCCCUGCCAGUGUGAUGUGCUAGGAUCUUUCAACUCCUCUUGUGACGCGGCCACGGGACAGUGCUUCUGUAAACCUGGUGUUGGAGGACUCAAGUGUGAUCACUGUCUGCCUCUCUUCUACGGCCUCUCUGUGUACGGCUGCUCAGAAUGUGAGGUUUGCAACAAGCCUGGUCACGUGUGUGACCCUGACACCGGCCGAUGUGUGUGUCCUCCCUAUACACAGGGACCUGAGUGUCAAUACUGCCAACCUAACUGCUGGGGCUACCAGUCCAACAAGGGCUGCAAGCAAUGCAAUUGUGACCCCCGUGGCUCAGUAGGCGCUCAAUGUGACGAACGCAGUGGCCAGUGCCGUUGUCAUGAGGGCUACGCAGGCACUCAGUGUGACAGUUGCGCUCGAGGUUUCCAUGGGUUCCCACGGUGUCGACCUUGCGACUGCCACCGUCCGGGCACCAAGCCUCAGCACUGCCCGGGUGGUGUGUGCUCCUGCGAUGACAACGGACAGUGCCCAUGCAAGGCCAACGCAGCUGGUAAGAAGUGUGACGAGUGCAAGAUAGGAACGUUCGGCCUGCAGGAGGAACAACAGGACGGUUGUGUUCAGUGUUUCUGUUUCAACCGCACGACUCGAUGCAGAGAAGCAGCAGCAACCUGGACACAAGUGCGGACACCUCGACCUCGUACACUGACCGUCACUUAUGACAACACCACCGGCACCGAGAACGCCUUCCCAGUCAACACGCAGGAGGUGUGCUACAUAAAUCUUGCAGUGCCAGGAUCGAAAGGAAUGAGUCUGAAUGGAGACGAGAGCCGGCUAAACAUUACCAAUAACCUGAGGAUCAUCCCAGGGGACGCUUGGGACGUGGAGAUCGGAGUUAGUUACCUCUUCGACUCCCCCGUCUACUGGCAACUGCCUUCCAACUUUUUGGGUGAUAAGAUCCUGUCGUACGGAGGCUAUCUACGCUUCACAGUAGAGACAGAGGGAGGGACCACUCAGCUGCCAGCCGCAGUGUUAUCCUCCUACCCUCUCAUACAGCUGCAAGGCAACAGACUGAUACUGGAGCACUACCCCAUGCAGUUCAACCCCUCGGCCACCCUUAGUGUCAGGUUCCAUGAACAUUUUUGGCGGAUGAAAAACAACCCAACGAGCAAAGUUAGUAGAGACAUGUUGUUGGUGGCUUUACAAAAUCUACAACACAUCUUGAUCAGAGCCACAGACUCGGUUGAUUUAAAGCGAGCAACGCUACAAGACGUUACCCUGGACACUGCAGUACUGUCGCCCGGGGGAGGUUUGCCGCGAGCCAGAGGCAUCGAGCAGUGCGACUGUCCACCACACUACAACGCCACCUCCUGCCAAAACUCUGCUCGGGGCUUCUACCGCUACCACAACAAGACCAAGACCAGCUUGUUGUCCGUGGUCAUCGGGGAGUCUCGCCCUUGUCAGUGCAACAACCGUUCGUCUGUGUGCGACAUAGAGACUGGCAGAUGUUUGGACUGUGCGGAUAAUACAGGUGGCCAUCACUGCGGGGACUGUGCUGAGGGAUUCUACGGUAACCCUGAGCUAGGGGGUUGUAGGCCGUGUCCUUGUCCUGCAGUGGAGCAGAACUUUGCCUUCAGAUGUGACGUGCGGCCCGGACAAGAACCAUUUUGUGCCUGCCGGCCAGGCUACACAGGGAAACUAUGCGACAGGUGUGCGUACGGGUGGUACGGCUACCCACGGGUGCCAGGAGGGUCGUGUGUGCCGUGCGAGUGCAGUCCCUACGGCAGCGUGAGUGACGAGUGCCAUGAGGAGACAGGACAGUGUAAUUGCCGUGCAGGCAUCACAGGGCGGGACUGCUCUCAGUGUCAGGCGCGACACAUACUCACCGAGCAAGGCUGUGCUUCCUGUGACGACGGAUGCACGGGCCUACUGCUGGACAAGGUAGACGAACUACAAGCGGUGCUGGAUUACGGGGCUGGACACCUGGUAGACGGAGCACUGGCCCCGCCCUGGGAACAGCUGUUGUCAGCGGAGCAUGCGGCUACGGAGUUGAGACAGCUGCUGCAGCGACAUGCCAACAUCAGUGAAACUCUGCAUAACCUACCAGUCACCAUAGACGACACCCUUAGCAAGAAGGCUAAACAGCUUCUUAACAAGGCUAAGAAAAUGGAAAAACUGUGCAACACAACAAAUUUUAAUGCAUUUGACACAAAAACAGAAGCAGAGGGCCUAUUUUCAGAAAUCAAGGAAACCGACAUUGAGAAUAGAGGGAUUGUGGAUCAGCUGUUAGGCUAUGGUAAGGGCGAUCUGGAGGGAAUCAGCAUUGCUCAGGCGUUGUUUCAAGCCAAGCUUCUUAUUGGAGAUAUCCGAGACCUCGGCAACUAUGAACAUCUGUCUAACUCAGCUGACUCCGUCAACAAAUUCUGCAGCAAAACACUAGAAGAUCUGCCACAGAUUAUUGGACAUUUUUCCGAUGUUGAAGUUUUAAAACAAAGGCUGUCAGAUGUGCAAGAAAAAGUGAUGGAUUUGGACAUUAUCGUGGCUUCUGUCAAAGACAAUAUAAAUAAGGCCUCAAAAAUUGCUGGUGAUAGCAGGAAGAUUCUAGACAAUGCUAAAAAGAGCAUUGACAUGUCAACAAACAUUGAAGCGGAUAUCAACAGCAUUGCGAAUAAGAGUAAAGAAAUGACAAAUACUGCUAAUGUAUUUCUUGAUGAAACGGGGGACAACUUUGAGGGACUUCGAAUAAUGAAAGACCAACUCCGAAACUUGACAGACGAAACGGAACUGAAAAAAAGCGAUCUCUCAAUCAUGAAUCCAAUAAAUGAAAAUGAAUAUGUUCGGCCGGCAGAAAGGCAUGCUGAAGACUUAAUGAUGAAAGCUCAACAAUAUGCUGAUCUGUUUGUGGCCACAAGGCAAGAUGCAGGUGUAGCUUUGCGGGCCAGCAAGGCCUACCAGGACAUCGCAGACGCUCUGCAAGGGGCGAGGGAAGCAGCUGACAAUGCUAGUCUGGCUGCUGACUUUGCAUUUGAGAAGGUUUAUCCAGGCGUGGGUCACAGAUCUCUGAUAGACGAGGCAGCAGCUGUGAGGGCAAAGGGACGGACACUGGAGGGGAUGCUGGUGGCUCGUAAGCGGCUGACGGAUGAUCUACGGGAAGGAGUGCGAGCCCCAGAGGCACAAGUCAUGGUGUUACGAGACAUGUUGACGGCUGCAGGCAACGGGGAUAAUGCUAUCUCUCGGGAACUGCAGAAGCUGGCGACUGACUUUGAUGGUAAGGAAGCAGCUGAAGCUAUUGUAGCAGCUGAUGAGCUGAUAGAUCGGACAACUGCUUACGAGGAGGUAGCAGACUUAAUGACGGAUAAAGUAAACAAUGAGCUAAAACCUGCAAUGAAGAAACUUUCAAGCGAAGGGGAAGAAAGUAUCACAGCAGCUGAGAAUUUAAUUUCAGAGGUUAAUGCUAACGUCCGGAAAGCUCAAGAUCUUGCCUCUCAGAUCACAAUGACUGCUCGAAAACAAUCAGAAGAGUUUGCAGUUUGGAACAGCUCAAUCUCAGCAAAACUUGAUGAGCUGCGCAGCAAAAUUAUGCAAGCAAGACAUAUAGCGGAUGGUAUCCGAUUGUCUAUGACUGGUCGCGAGGGGGCGAGUUGUGUGAGGUCGUACGAGCCAUCGCAGCUGGAGCCAUCGACCAUGACAUCCAUCGUGCUGAGUUACGCUAUCAGCAGCCAACAGAGGGACGCCCUGCUGUUCUACUUGCCCAGCACCACCUCGGAUGACUUUAUCGCCGUGGAGAUGGUGAACCGCAAGAUGAGGUUUGUGUGGAACGUAGGAGGUGGUCCUGGGGAGGUGACUCACCCCCUCCACAUCCAGACAGCUGGGGACCUCAGCAACGACCAGCAUUGGUACAGGGUGGAGGCGGAGAGGAUCAGCAAUGUGGGCCGACUCUCAGUAAGGCCCCAAGUACUGCCUGAUGGGUCGCCCCUAGCUAGUGGCUCUCCCGUCAGUAACGUGUCGGCCCCAGGGGUGGGCAGACUGGACGUGGGCCCCGGCGCUCGGGUGUGGGUGGGUGGCCCUGGGCCCCGCAGGCCACCACAGCUACUGUCCACCCAGCCGGGCCUUGUCGGGUGUUUGCAUCGCCUUGAGUUGGACGGACGACCCAUCGGACUUUGGAACUUCAAGUCAGACAAUAACGCUUGUACGGCCUGCAUAGAAGGAGCCGAAGAAGUCAAAGAUGAACAGUCCUUCACUUUCACGGGUGAUGGUUACGUGGUUCUGCGGCAAGACAGUUCCAGUGCUUACAACAAAUAUCUCUUCAGUGUAUCCGUCAACUUCCGAACUUUCGAUGAAAAUGCUUUGUUGUUUCUGUCAGUCAGCUCCCAACAAGACAGAUUUGUGUCUCUAACACUCUCGCAUGGACACGUUGUGUUUAGAAUUGGCUAUGGUGGCGACUCAAGUCUGGAAAUGAUGACUUUGAAAAGAUACAACACUGGAAACUGGACUAGACUUGAAGCAAGUCGUUAUUUUGACAGAAAGAAGAAAAUUGAAAAAGGUGUCCUCAAAGUAGAGACAGAAAUAAGAGACGGAGCCCCUACACCACCUCCAAGUCAAGACUCCAUUCCAGACUUUUCGGGUGCUUUAUUUUACGUGGGUGGUGUUCCCCCGGGAUUCAAACCACCCGUCAACAUUCCCGGGUCUUUCUUGGGAUGUAUGUCAGACUUCCAAGUACUCCAAGAAGGAUACCACCUGCUGAAGAACAGUUUCUGGGGCGUACAAGCUUCCUGUUCUGAUAAGCCUCUCACCGUAGUUGGUUUCAAUGGUAACGGCUACUUAGAGUUGGCAUCACAUUCUCUCAAGAAGAAAGCUUCUUUUGGAUUUGUGUUUGCGACAACACAAGAAGAUGCUUUGCUGAUGCUGUCUACUUUUGAAGGACUGGCAGGACACUACCAGCCCCUUGAGGAUAAUGAAGAAAUAACUAACACUAUCGAGCAAGAGGAUCGCCUCAGCUACUACACAGUGAGUCUACGCAGAGGUCAGUUGGACGUGAGACUCAACGCAGGCCGAGGCGAGGUGCGACUGGCCAGCACAGGCUCGGAGUAUGGAGAUGGGAGAUACCACUCCCUGUCUCUGACCAAGCAAGGGCGUCGGCUGGAGCUGAGGGUAGACGAUACUCUGCACGCCAGCGCCAGUCUACCAGAGGGCGCCACUGUUGUCAAGGCGCCGGGCAGCGCCGGAGGACUGUUCCUGGGCGGGCUGCCUCCAGGGUUCAACACCACUGGGCGAACCGUUUCUAGUAUUCCAUUCAUUGGCACUAUCAAGGACGCCAUAUUUAAUGAUCAGCUGCUCCACUUUGACCGGCCAGUGUCGUUUGAGCACGCGGACAUAGGCAGGGAGGGCCCCGCGGGUGGCCGGUCGCCUACAGUCGCACCUGUCAUGGAGGGUCGCGCAGUCGCAGGGUGUCGUAAGGUCACGAGCUACACACUGCAGCCUGGAGCCGUCAAGUUUGGAGAUUCCACGUACACUCACGUCCACGUCAACUUCCGCAAGAGGAGCACUUUCCAGAAGAACUUCACCGUGGAGAUACGCUUCAGGACUUUCUACCCUGAAGGGUUGAUUUUUGUUGUGCCUGGUGUCAGGGGGAAGCAGCAUUUCAUCAUGGUCUCGCUUCAGAACGGCCGAUUACACACCGUUUUGAAAGGAAGAAAAAAAGUAGAGCUUUCAUCACAAGCAGUGCUCAAUGACGGUGCCUGGCAUCAUGUGACGAUUCAGAAAGAAGAUAAAAAGCUGUGGCUCAAGAUUGACUUCAUUGCACCCGAGAAGAUGAAAGUUCCAUUCAAGAGAAUGAACGUAGGCAGUGUAAUGUAUGUGGGAGGAGUUCCUAAUGCUGCCCUCGCUCUGCCAAUGUCAUUGAUAUCAAAGAUUGAUGGAUUCAAAGGCUGCAUGGAGGGAAUGAGGGUGAAUGGACGCGGGGAAGAUUUGGUCGGGGACAAAGCGGUUCCUCACAAGGUGGGGCAGUGUUUUCCCCACAUAGAGCGGGGCUCAUACUUCCCUGGCGACGCAUAUGCGGUUUAUGAUACACACUUCCAAGUUGGAGGUCAGCUGGAUUUGGAACUUGAAUUCCGGACGUCCGAGAUGAGCGGAAUUCUACUGGUCGUGUCAGAACCGCAGGGCUACCCAACGGUUUCACUGGAACUGGACAGUGGAAAAGUAGUGCUUGCCGGAGACAUGGGCGACAGACGUCCGUGGAAGGUAGAGCAAGGGUUUGCUACAGAGUAUGCGGUGUGCGACAACAGGUGGCACCACGUGUCUGCGCGAUACGCGGAGGGACGGGUGACCCUGAGGGUGGACGGAGUGGAGCAGAGCUACUGGCUGGCUGACCACGGACACUUGACGGAAGCGGACACUAGCAGUCCACUGUACAUCGGCGGCCUUCCAGAUAAUGCAGCCAGCGGAACUUUGCAGUCGAGGGAAAACUUCAAAGGCUGCAUUCGUAACGUUAGAAUCAGUGGGGAGAGAAAAGACUGGACGACGAUGACGUCUUUGCAUAACAUACUGUUAAGCUCGUGUCCUCUACCUAGUUGAUCGUAUAGUACAUAACCUAAAAUCUCGAGCUGUGAUCAAACACUGCCAUAGCCUUCUUCAUAAUCUGUUUGCAAACGAGUCUCUAAUACUAUAGGUAGCGAUUGUUAAUAAGCAAAUUGAUGCAAAUACAAUAAAACCGCAACAAACUGAAGGGUGCAAGGCCAUUUUCAGAUAAUAUAUUUUCCCAGGAAAUCUAUGAAUGGAAUUUAAAGGCUACUUUGGUUUAAAAAAUCCACAAUAGUGAUUUUUUACAUUAUUUUAUUUCCUGUCAUCUUCAAAUCGACAACUUUAUAUCAAAUCGAUUUUUCAAAA
Macrosteles quadrilineatus (aster leafhopper) is the source of this 10139-nucleotide messenger RNA. RefSeq names its product laminin subunit alpha-1 (gene wb). Gene Ontology annotation, cellular component: basement membrane. Gene Ontology annotation, biological process: axon guidance. NCBI's taxonomy places the organism in Eukaryota, Metazoa, Arthropoda, Insecta, Hemiptera, Cicadellidae. The transcript is spliced from 53 exons. The record is from RefSeq and is a predicted model, not a curated record. Bases 207 to 9827 code for a protein of 3206 amino acids.